AUGUCAGAGCUGGCACAAACUUCCAAUCACGACAGUCGCGUUUUCCAAGAUGUUAUGUCGCAAUUCCCGGCCCUUAACGGUCAUACCCAAUUGAUCCUCGGUUUCAAACUUGCACCGGAAACACCCCGCGAAGCUGUCACAGACGCCCUCGAGGUGGCUCUCAGCAGCUUAACUCAUCAGAUUGACUGGCUCGAUGGCCAGGUAGUUGAAAAGGAUGGACUUCUUCUGUCAGUACCAUGGCCAAUGGAUGGACCCAGGAACCAGAUUCUUCGUCGCAAAGACUGUAAUACUUUAUUACCCACCAUGGAUGAUCUCAUUCGGAGAGGAGUGCCCAUCGCAGAAUUGGACGCAAGUAUAGUCUCGCCGUUUCCGGGCUUGAACGCUGGUCACAGACUCGAGCCCCCGGUACCGAUUGUCGCGUUGCAGGCCAACUUCAUCAGCGGGGGGAUGCUCCUCACCAUGUGUUUCCAUCAUAUUGUCAUGGACGGCACGGCUGCGUUUCAGUUUAUACGGCAUCUGGCUUCUGCGCUAGAGGGAAAGCAAAUUUCGCCCGCCGAUCUCGUACAAGCAAAUCGCGAUAGACGAUCAGUAGUCAGACUGCUUAGCCCCGGAGAGCCCAUCAAAGACUAUACGGAUCUGCGCCGUCCACCUGGCUUCACUUAUCCACCAGUCUUGUCGACGCCAGCCUGGUGCUACUUCAAGUUCCCCAUUGCUGCACUGAAAGCAUUGAUGAAGAUAGCACGGACGCAGCUGUCUACAUCAAGUUCUCACAAUGGUCGGCUGUCGGAGAACGAUAUCAUAUGCGCUUUUUGUUGGCAACGUAUCAGCACAGUGAGGCUAUCCAUCCAAAGCCCGGGAACAGUAUCCAAGUUCUCCAGGGCCAUUGAUGGUCGUCUUGCUGGAGGUAUCCCCUUAGGCUACAUGGGCCAUAUGGUUUACCACGCCAAUCUUCGUCUUCCUCUACAACACAUUGCGUCGUCAAAUCUAGGAGAUAUCGCUUAUAAAUUAAGAAAAGCUCUUGAUUCUUCCAACAACGAGUGGACUCUACGCAGCUACGCAACUUUUAUUGCCCGGGAACCAGAUAAGUCUCUUCUUCUCUACGGUGGAAAAACGAACCCAAAUACGGACCUGGGAGCGACUUCCGCUCUUGCUGGCGACGAUCUGCGUCCAAGUACUUUUGGCGCCCUGCUUGGGCCAUCAUGCUUUCUUAGGCGGCCAAAAACAACUCCGAUUACAGGCUCCAUUUCGAUGAGUCCCGCGGAGGGAGACUAUAUUCCUUUUUGCCUUUGCCUGCCAAGUGUAGACCUGGAGCUUUUAAAACCAGACCCAGAAUGGAAGAGAUAUAUAAGAAUUAUCGGCUAA
Messenger RNA from Fusarium mangiferae, 1362 nucleotides. RefSeq names its product putative trichothecene 3-O-acetyltransferase. The transcript has a single exon. The record is from RefSeq and is a predicted model, not a curated record. Gene Ontology annotation, molecular function: acyltransferase activity, transferring groups other than amino-acyl groups. Bases 1 to 1362 code for a protein of 453 amino acids. NCBI's taxonomy places the organism in Eukaryota, Fungi, Ascomycota, Sordariomycetes, Hypocreales, Nectriaceae.